Messenger RNA from Octopus sinensis (East Asian common octopus), 1029 nucleotides. Its product is annotated as ATP-dependent RNA helicase SUPV3L1, mitochondrial-like. Lineage: Eukaryota; Metazoa; Mollusca; Cephalopoda; Octopoda; Octopodidae. Gene Ontology annotation, cellular component: mitochondrial degradosome. The transcript is spliced from 3 exons. Gene Ontology annotation, biological process: RNA catabolic process; mitochondrial RNA 3'-end processing. Gene Ontology annotation, molecular function: RNA helicase activity; ATP binding. The record is from RefSeq and is a predicted model, not a curated record.
AUGUCCUUUUAUAACCCCAGCUAUCCAAUUGCCCGGGAAAUUAAAAGACGGAUAAUAUAUCAUUCAGGUCCUACCAACAGCGGAAAGACCCACCACGCCCUUGUGGCACUGUCCGAUGCCCCCACAGGACUAUAUUGUGGUCCCCUCCGUCUCCUGGCCUCCGAGGUGUUCCAUCGACUCAAUUCCAAAGUGGUACCCCUCGAUAUGUGGUAGAAUGUCCCGUGUGAUCUUGUCACGGGGGAAGAACGACGGUAUGGGGUACCUGAGGCACCUUCCACACACAUGUCUUGUACAAUCGAAAUGUCAUCGACAGUUGCUGUUAUUGACGAGAUCCAAAUGAUUAAGGAUCCUUCCAGGGGAUGGGCCUGGACCAAUGCCCUCCUCGGUGUCUGUGCCUCUGAGCUGCACGUUUGUGGUGAUUCCUCCGCGAUUGAACUCGUAAAAAGGAUAGCCUCCAACUGUGGAGAUACUUUCGAGGGGGACUGUUUGGUGGCAUUUGAUCGCAAAAUGUUGAUUCGUUUGGCCAAGAAUUUCUCAAAGUUCACGUCGCUUGGAUUUUCCAUAAUAUACGGGGCUCUCCCCUCUGAUGUCAAGUUGGAGCAGGCCAGACGGUUCAACCAAGUGGAUGGGGGCAGUCAAGUCCUCCUGGCGACGGAUGCGGUGGGGAUGGGCCUCAAUUUGUAUUCCUCAUGUUUGAUUGGCAGAAAUAUACGGAGAAUUAUAUUCAUGACUGCCGUCAAGUUCGAUAACCAACUGCUUUCUAUUUCCGAGGCGAGGCAGAUUUCGGGACGGGCAGGAAGGUUUAGUUCAGAGUUCGAAGGCGGACUUGUCUCUGCUACCAACAAUUCCUCAUUAAAGUCGGUGAGGUCUCUUCUCAGGAAGCCUCUCCCUCCCACAAACCAGGCAAUGGUCGCAAUCACCUCCGAGAUUGUCGAGUCUCUGACAUAUUACCUCCCUUCUGCUGAUUUGUUGGAAAUUAUGGUUAUUUCCCUUUUAAAUAUACACAGAGAGUGUUCGAGGGCUAUGUAA